Molecule: messenger RNA, 1584 nt
Organism: Scatophagus argus
Lineage: Eukaryota; Metazoa; Chordata; Actinopteri; Scatophagidae
Product: Fc receptor-like protein 5
Exons: 5
Coding region: 91-819 (242 amino acids)
Biological process (GO): cell surface receptor signaling pathway
Molecular function (GO): transmembrane signaling receptor activity
Source: RefSeq, a predicted model, not a curated record
AAUAUGUCGAUGAUUUCCUCUGAAGCCAGGAUGUGGGCAGACCUGCUGGUUGAAGAUGAACUAUAACAAGUCAGUCUGUAUCGACGCGGGAUGGAGGUCACUUCGCUCUGCCUCAUCGUCUCGGCCGCACUGAGCGUCCAUCCUGACAAAUCUCAGUUCUUCCGCUAUGACGACAUCCGCGUGACCUGCGCGGCGCCAGCAAACACCAGCGGCUGGACGUUGAGGAAAAACGACUCUGCUGCGGUGGCUGAGCCAUGCGAGGGCGACUGCACCCUGGGAGACGUCUACCCGUCCGACAGCGGAGUGUACUGGUGCGAGUCGGCGCAGGACGAGUGCAGCAACGCCGUCAACAUCACUGUGGCAGUUGGCCCGGUGAUCCUCGAGAGCCCCGCACUUCCUGUCACUGAGGGGGACCUGGUGACACUUCGCUGCUCCUACAAGGAGCGAUACGAAAAGAAUCGAACAUCAGACUUCAGUGCUGCCUUCUACAAAGAUGGCGUUUUCAUCGGCACCCAGCCGGCGGGAAAGAUGGUCCUGCCAGCCGCGUCCCAGCGCGACGAAGGCUUCUACACGUGUGAACAUCCUGCCAGGGGAAGGUCACCACAGAGCUGGCUGGCCGUGAGAGCUCGGCCCAUAAUCAUCAUCCCUCCCGUCAUGUCUGUGCCCCGGCUGGUGUGCAGCAUCCUGCUCUUCGUCCUCUACACCGCCAUACUCGGACUGGGUAUAUAUACGUACCGACAGUGGGCCCGAGGGAGGAAGACCUCUGAGAGUCCUGCUGGAGAUGACGUCAAGUGGAGAGCUUCUGAUCAAGUGGAGUGAGGAGGAGAAGAAGAAGAAGAAGAGCGCCACCUGAUGGCCAACAUGAAUAGGAUGAAGGCAGUGUGGUCUGGCAGUUUGUGUUUGGUUGGCGUUGGAGGUGUGGAUGAGUUAAGCUGCUCGUCUUGGGAUCAACAAAGUGUUUUGAAUCUGAAUAUGAAUGAAUUGUGUGCAUUUCUUGUUCCUGUGUUUUGGAGAGUUAAAGCGUGAAGGAAUAUCUUGUGUUGUGAUGUUUAGAGCUGAUUUUCUUUUCUUUGAAGUCAACCAACAAACUCUACAUUUCACAGAUGUUGUACCGUCAAACUCGGGAAUGUUUUGAGCAGAAAUCCAUUCAGUCCUCAGUGAACAUAUUUUGGAAACCGUUUUAUCAUGUUGGGACUUUUUGGUGACACAUUCACAGCACUCAUGACGUUUGUUGCCAGUCUCCUUCAUUAAGGUGAUCGUCUUAUUAUUAUCAAUGGCUGCUGUUGCUGCUGGUCGGUGUUGUCUCACGCAGGUGUUAUGGUUAUGGGUGGGCUGCCGGUAAGCUAAGGGAAGGUUCACCACAUGAAUGACAGUGUUUGCACACAAACAUGACGCACAUCAUUUGUUGAUGAUGUACCCUGUUUGUGUUACUGCGUUUACGAGUUCAAGCUGGCCAACAGCAACAGCGCCACCUAGGGUCACACAAUUUGGCAUUACAUCGGCCAGGUUAACAUCUGUGAUAACCGUUUAACAACUGAUUAACCUUGAAUUUCCCUGGAGAUCAAUAAAGUAUCUACCUAUCUA